Molecule: messenger RNA, 952 nt
Organism: Populus nigra (black poplar)
Lineage: Eukaryota; Viridiplantae; Streptophyta; Magnoliopsida; Malpighiales; Salicaceae
Exons: 8
Coding region: 72-731 (219 amino acids)
Source: RefSeq, a predicted model, not a curated record
UUUAUCAAGAACACAGAACAAAGGAUUACAGUUUAACUCCCAGAAGAUAAGGAAAACAAGUGCUCGCUUUCAUGGCUGCUGCUCUUGCAUUCUCAAUUACCAACCGUUUUUUAAAUUCUCGUGCCCUUCUGUUUCCUUCAGUUUCAUCAAACCCUCUUGUAAUCUCAAAGAUAUCUACAGUUUCUUAUUUAUCAACAAAAGAUGCAGGCCAUCACAUGAAGCUCAAGAACCCCUCACGAGCAUCUGCUGAGGGAAUUCCUAGUGAGUUAAUGGAUGAAGAUUCAAAGUUUGUUCCCUUAAACGCGGAGGAUUCUGCACAUGGUCCACCUGCCUUGUUAUUGUUGGGGUUUGAAGUAGAGGAAGCAGUGAAGAUAAGAGAGCUUCUCAAAGAGUUGGAUGGUGAAUUCUUAAAGGUUAUUUUUUGUACCGAAGACAUGAUUCCUCGGUCGCUAUGGGAAGCAAUGAAUACAAGUCAAACAAAUUUGGAAACUGUGAUGGUUGCAAAGUCAUUGCCACGGAUCUGCUUCUUGUCUGGCCUUAGUGGGGAGGAGAUGAUGAUGUUCAUUGAUGCUUUUCCAGAAACAGGACUAGAACCAGCUGUGUUUGCAGCUCUUGUUCCAAACAGUGCUGACAAACCACUCGAGGAAUUAAUAGAAGAAAUUAUGGGGGACCAUGAAAUGCUGGCUGCAAAUCAACCUGGCUCAACAGAGGCAAAAUCAGACUCUACCUGAAGGCUCGAGAUUAUUUCUACUGUCGUUCAUGGGGUUUUCUGAUAAUAAAGUUCUCAUUGAUUGUGAUUUCUGGGGAAAAGAAGUCACGUUUUCUCCUCAUCAGUCGAGGAAGUUCUUUUUUUUCUUUUGUCAGAAUAAGAGCAUAUAUUGAACCUCCAUUGUUGUUAACCAGAAAGAAAGGGAGAAACAGAAUCAAUAGCAAAGUCCAGUUUUCAAUUUUA